Messenger RNA from Erpetoichthys calabaricus (reedfish), 2177 nucleotides. RefSeq names its product homeobox A5a (gene hoxa5a). Gene Ontology annotation, biological process: anterior/posterior pattern specification; regulation of transcription by RNA polymerase II. Gene Ontology annotation, cellular component: nucleus. The record is from RefSeq and is a predicted model, not a curated record. The coding region runs from base 571 to 1392 and encodes 273 amino acids. Lineage: Eukaryota; Metazoa; Chordata; Cladistia; Polypteriformes; Polypteridae. The transcript has 2 exons. Gene Ontology annotation, molecular function: RNA polymerase II cis-regulatory region sequence-specific DNA binding; DNA-binding transcription factor activity, RNA polymerase II-specific.
AAAGCGAAUGUGUAUUUAUAAAAAAAAUCGCAGUAGUAUUUUAAACAAUAGAAAUGCACUUUUCGUAAUUUUAGUUGGAGGAUAAAUAAAAAAGAAGAAACAUUUACGAGAAAGAUCACAGCUUCACUUAAUGUAAUCCUAGUAACCAUAAAAUGCUGGAUGAGUGCGAUGUGUGCUAACCUUUACUCGACCCCGACUAAUUUGCGUAGUUCAAAGUGCAGUGCGUACCUGUUACCAGAAAGUGGCGCACGAUGACAAGGCAAAUAGAAUUUGAAGCAGGGGCGCCUCUCCAGCGCGCGUUCACUUGUUCAGGCAUCCACCCAGUUUUUUUCUGUUUGUGCACGAGUUUACCUCUGGAGGUCAUCAAGCAGGAUUUACGACUGGACAACAAAAGCACGUGAUCCUUAGCCGUACCCCAUAUUUGGGUGCCUACGUAGGAGGGAACCAAGUACAUGUCCCAGUCAUUUCCAUAAUUCAUCAUAAAUUGUGCAGGGGUGCUAUAGACGCACAAAACGACUAAGAGCCACAAAUCAAGCAUUCACAUACAUUUUUUAAAAUAAUCAACAACAAAUGAGCUCUUAUUUUGUAAACUCGUUCUGCGGUCGCUAUCCUAAUGGCCCGGACUAUCCGUUACAUAAUUAUGGCGAUCAUAGCUCGAUGAACGAGCAGUACAGGGAAUCGGCGAGUAUGCAUUCCACCAGGUACGGCUACGGGUACAAUGGGAUGGAUCUUAGUGUUGGUCGCUCCACAUCGAGUCACUUUGGUGCUAAUGAUAGAGCUCCAAGCUAUGCAUCUAGUGCAACAACAGCAUCUUCAGAAAACAGGUACAGCCAAGCCGCAGCAGCAUCAUCUCACUCGCCUCCACCUGACUCACUACCUUGUUCAACCGUUGCGCGCUCGCCUGCUGGCGAGGCACACCGAGCUGUAAAAAACUCAAUAUCUGACCCCACAAGCACUUCCUCUACUUCAAACAACAGCUGUAGCACCCUCUUAGGCAGAGAAGGUGCUGGCAAGUCUUCUGGUACUGAGGACGACUCUACGGCAAGAAGCGGACAGACAAAUUCACAGAUCAGCCAAAAUGCAGUCGAAUCAUCACAGCCACAGAUAUAUCCGUGGAUGCGAAAGUUGCAUAUUAGUCACGAUAGCAUGGCAGGACCGGAAGGAAAGAGAGCAAGAACUGCCUACACGCGGUAUCAGACGCUGGAGCUGGAGAAAGAAUUUCACUUCAAUAGGUACCUGACCCGGAGACGAAGGAUUGAAAUUGCACAUGCUCUGUGCCUCUCAGAGAGGCAAAUUAAGAUAUGGUUCCAAAACAGAAGAAUGAAAUGGAAAAAAGAUAAUAAGCUGAAAAGUAUGAGCAUGGCAACUGCAGGAGGUGCAUUUCGUCCUUAAUUUCAUAGCACUUCAUAAAAAGUUCUGGCAAUACAAGAUGAACUAUUACUCUACAUUUCAGUACCACAGAGACUUUUUCAAACACAUAAGAACUUAAUUGAAGAUUGAGAAAGAGACCGAACAAGAGAGAGACGGAGAGAGAGUAUUUUUCAGAUUCCAGUCUUGUAAAAAUCCAAAAGCCUGUUUUUGGCCGUGACAUGCUUGUAUGAAUAGAUUUGCUUUCUGUAAAAUCUUGUCUUGAGCGACUUAGAAUAAGCGAAAGAGUAGAUGUUUAACUUAUUUACUGUUUUGAGGAAGAAAAGCAAAGCUUAACUUACUUGAAGUGACCGUAAAAUCCGUUUAGUACUAAUGUUCCGUGUUGCACUCUAUCUUCAGAAAUUGUUGUAUGUUUAUGUAUAUGUAUGCUUAAUGUCUGAAUAGCUCCAAGCCACAAGAAAGAAACAAACAUUGUUUUAAAACUACCUAUUUUCUUUGUAAUCAAUGUUAUCGUUGAUUUUAAUUAAUGCAAUACUACCUAUCUUGUAAUACUGUAAACGUAUCGCGUUGUGAAUAUGUGAAAGAACUAUCAGUCCAACCAAGUAUGUUCUUGCUGUGCCUUUGUAUGACUUUUUGCACGAACUCCAAUAAGUUGCUCUUAAAAGCGCAACUUCAUUGAUGUAUGUUUUCUUGUGUGAUAUUCAGUCUAGUCAAUGCUUGGCUGUCGAAAAAAGUUCGUGAAACGCUUUUGUAUUUUGUUUUUAAAAUGGACUGGAAAUAAAACUAAAUAAACUUUAUAUAUAUAUAAA